CUUCUCACCUCCCAUUUUCAAUCCUUUCUCCCCCUAAUAUUCCUCUCCCCCUUUUCUUUUCUUUUUUCUUUUUAUGUUUCAUUCCCUUCACACCUCACCUCUCUCUCUCUCACUCACACACACACACACACAUGUCUGUGUGUGUGUAUGUACUACAAUUACAAAGAGGCAGAUCUUGUUGUCAGAGGGACUGAAGUACUUCUCUUCUUUUCUGAUCAUUCAAGGAGGCCCAGCCCCCCUCUUUGUGUCAGAACAACAGUUGUUCUUGUCCAAAAAAUCCUCAAAAACCCUAAUACCCUUUUCCUGAUCUAUCAUCAGAUUCAUCACCCUCCAUGACGACCACUCACCCCAAGAAUCCCACCACUCACCCCAAGAAUCCCACCACAAACCCCAGCUCCGUCAUCAGGACUAGAUUUGCUGUAAGGUUUCUCCACGCCAUGAAGAAACUCAACAAGAAAACACCCCCUUCACGCAGAUACCAUACCAUCAGAGCUGCAGCCUGCGCGUCCAUGGCUUCUGCUGUCGGGCCACGGAGGGCCUGGAGUCGGGCCAUCCUCAGAAAGAUCCGAGCCCGAACCCUCCACGAUCAUCUCAUACAUAAAAGCAGAAACCAUCGUUUAAUCACUAGGAGAAAAAGUGCUGGCCUGAGAGGAAACCCUAGAGAUCAAGAAGAGGUAGGUUUUAGACAGGAAGACGAUCUUCGCGGGCUGGUUCCGGGAGGCGAAGGGAUGGGGUUUUGCAGGUUGUUGAGUGAAACUGCACACUAUAUAAAGUGCCUCAGAGCCCAGGUACAGGUCAUGACAAACAUACUUGAUCAUUACAGUUCAAGUUGAAACAAAGAUCAUCAACAUAUAUAUACAUAUAUAUAUAUAUAUGCAUAGUUUCAGACACUGAAACAUAUGGUUUUACAAAUCAAGAAAUUUACCCUUUUCCUAUGUUGUCAUAUGAACAAGAAUAAUUAAUAGGGUAUGAUCUAUAUAUAUAUAUAUAUAUAUAUAUAUAGUUUCUUAGUGUACAGAUUGAGGAUAGUUAUAGUCUCCUGAGAUCAGUGUGUGUAUAUAUAUAUAUAUAUGUGUGUGUGUGUGUGUGUAUGUUUUAUAUAUAUAUAUGUGAUAAAGUUGCAAAGUCUUUCUUUAGUUUUAGUCGAAUUGCAAGAAGAUUGUAAAACUUAAUUUAUUUUA
Sesamum indicum (sesame) is the source of this 1181-nucleotide messenger RNA. Its product is annotated as transcription factor IBH1. The record is from RefSeq and is a predicted model, not a curated record. Gene Ontology annotation, biological process: regulation of DNA-templated transcription. NCBI's taxonomy places the organism in Eukaryota, Viridiplantae, Streptophyta, Magnoliopsida, Lamiales, Pedaliaceae.